Aspergillus saccharolyticus JOP 1030-1 is the source of this 846-nucleotide messenger RNA. Its product is annotated as cutinase family protein. Lineage: Eukaryota; Fungi; Ascomycota; Eurotiomycetes; Eurotiales; Aspergillaceae. Gene Ontology annotation, biological process: carbohydrate catabolic process. Gene Ontology annotation, cellular component: extracellular region. Gene Ontology annotation, molecular function: cutinase activity. The record is from RefSeq and is a predicted model, not a curated record. The coding region runs from base 1 to 846 and encodes 281 amino acids. The transcript is spliced from 4 exons.
AUGAAGCUUCCAUUGUUCUUCCUCGGCCUCAUGUGCCUGGCAGCGGCCACCCCAAUGGGUCUCGAGUCCCGUCAACUCAGUUCGGGAAAUGAACUCCGUGACGGCUCUUGCAAGCCCAUCAUCUUCAUCUUUGCGCGCGCUUCCACGGAGCCGGGCCUCCUUGGCAUCUCCACCGGCCCGGCCGUCUGCAACGAUCUCAAAAUGGCCAAGGCCGGCCAGGUUCUUUGCCAGGGUGUCGGCCCUGCCUACACGGCUGAUCUGAUUUCUAAUGCCUUGCCCGGGAACACUUCCCCAGCAGCCAUCAGUGAAGCAAAGUCUCUCUUCAACCUUGCCGCAUCCAAGUGUCCGAACAGUCAAAUCCUUGCCGGCGGAUAUAGUCAAGGAACAGCGGUGAUGGAUGACUCCAUCAAAGAGCUCGACGACAACGUCAAGGACAAGAUCAAGGGUGUGGUCCUCUUCGGCUACACUCGCAACGCCCAGGAACACGGCCAGAUCGGGAACUUCCCCUACGACAAGGUCAAGAUCUACUGUGCCGCGGGCGACAUGGUCUGCGACGGCACACUACUCGUCCUCCCCGCCCAUUUCUCGUACAUUGUCAACACCGGUGAGGCCGCACAGUGGCUGGAGUCUAAGCUGGGAACCAUCUCGACCUCGUCGACUUCGUCUGGAAGCACUGGCACAAGCACUAGCAGUGGGAGUUCCACCUCGUCUUCAGGAGCCUCUGGACUUUCUGGACUUGGCGGUCUGAGCUCGCUUUUCGGCGGCGGCGGCGGCGGCGGCAGCAGCAGCAGCAGCAGCAGCAGUGGUUCAAGCGAUAGUUCGAGCAGCUUGGGGUCUUUCUUUUAG